UACUAAAUGGAGGGAACAGAUUAUCAAUUAAUUUUAUUUUUCUCAUAUCUUGGCACCAGGGGGGCUCCGUACCGAACUAAUACUGUAUGGACUGAAAAACCAAUUGCCAACACCGAAUGCCGCUUUGAAUCGACCAAUCGUAGCCAUGCAUGCUGGCUCAAACCUCUGUACGGCAAAAUUUAGGGUGUAAAUGUCCCAUCUUCAGUCGGCUGUUAGCAACCGGCUAGCGAGGUAGCUGUCAACUGACCCCGUAGCCAACUUCAAUUAUAUAAAACAAUUUAACUUUGUAAGGUUAUGGGCUGUUGUUGUCUUUAAAUAUUCUAUACACAUAAUUCCUUUGAAAACUACUGUCUUCCUCAGCACUGUAGUAAACGGCAUGUGUCUGUGACCUGUGGUUGAGAGGCAGCAAAGAUGGUGACCUCCGGAGGCAGUGCGCUCCUCAGGGCUGCUGUCACACUACUGCCAAGCCCAAGAUGGAGUCGAGGAUGCUUGUGGUGUCCAUGCAGGAACAUUUCUGUUAAACCAGGAGGCCUGAAACCAAAGACAGUUCCCGCUCGCUACCUUGGCCAGCCAAGCCCUUUCACUCAUCCGCACCUCAUCAAACACGGUGAGGUAACGCCUGGCCUGAGCCAAACAGAAUAUGAACUCCGCCGGCACAGACUGGCCUCACUCAUCGAGGCCCAGUCGGACAAGCUUGGACCGUCUGCCUCCUCCAGCACUCAUGUGCUCAUCAUUUUGUCCCACCUGACCCGCUACAUGACUAAUGACAUACCUUAUCCUUUCCACCAGAACCAGGAUUUCCUCUACCUGUGUGGCAUCUUGGAGCCUGACAGUGCUUUGGUUCUGUAUGGGAAAGGGCGGCCAGACCAGGCCAUCUUGUUUGUUCCCCGCAGAGACCCAGGCAGGGAGCUGUGGGAUGGACCGCGAUCAGGGAAGGAUGGAGCUGCUGCUUUGACUGGCAUAGAGAGGGUUCAUAGCACAGAAGAACUUGGAGUGGUGCUCAAAAGCCUUAAAGGUUCGAUGCUGUGGUAUGAUAAUUCUCAUCCAUCCCACCCUAGACUCCACCAAGCAUACGUCAGUCCCGUCUUGGAGGCGGGGCCAAUACCACGCCCCAUAAGUCCCCUAAUUCAUUCACUCAGGGUUCUGAAGAGUUCAUCGGAGGUGGCCCUCAUGCAAGAAGCAGGUCGUAUCACAGCGCAGGCUUUUAGGCGGACAAUGGCUCUAUCUCAUGGAGAUGUGGAUGAAUCUGUGCUCUUUGCUAAGUUUGAUUUUGAGAACCGGAUCCAUGGUGCUAAUUUCCUGGCCUAUCCGCCUGUGGUUGCUGGAGGGAAUCGUGCCAAUACUCUGCACUACAUCAACAACAACCAAAUCAUUAAGGAUGGCGAAAUGGUACUUCUUGAUGGCGGUUGUGAAUAUUUUGGUUAUGUCAGUGACGUGACCCGAACAUGGCCAGUAAAUGGGAAAUUUAGCGCUCCCCAGGCGGAACUUUAUGAAGCCGUCCUGGAGGUCCAGCUUGCCUGUUUAUCUCUUUGCUCCCCGGGUGUCAGUCUUGAUCACAUUUACAGUACCAUGCUGGCACUGUUGGCAAGACAGCUCAAGCGACUCGGCAUCGUCAAGGCCGGUACCAGCGAUGCUGAUGUACUAAAGGCUGCAAGGCAGUACUGCCCCCAUCACGUUGGACAUUAUUUGGGCAUGGAUGUCCAUGACACUCCAGAACUGUCCCGCUCACAACCUCUACAGUCUGGAAUGACCAUCACCAUAGAACCAGGGUUGUAUAUUGGCGAGGAAAAUGAGCAAGCCCCAAACUGUUUCCGCGGCUUGGGUCUCAGGAUCGAGGAUGAUGUGCUGAUUCGGGACAAGGGGGGGCCCUUGAUUCUAUCCUCUGACGCCCCAAAGACCAUUUCUGAUGUAGAGUUGGCCUGUGCGCAGAGGUAGGGCAGGGAGAGACAUAGCAGUUAUGGUAGGCACUCAUUGCUCUCUACUUCUUGGCUGUCUCCAUGUUGAUGGAAGAUGGUGACACUCUUUACUUCUGUACUCAUCACACACUGAUCAAGUAAAAGAUUAAAUAUGACAGUAGUAAAUUGGCAAACCAACACAACCUAAGAACUAAGAUUUUACUUGUAGAUUUGUCAGGACAUAUUCAGUAUACAGUUCCCUCUAAAAGUACUGGAACAGCAAGGUCAUUUCCUUUUGGUUUUGUUGCAUACUGAAGACAUUUGGGUUUCAGAUCAAAAGAUGAAUAUGAGACAGAAGUUCAGAAUUCCAGCUUUUAUUUCGUAGUAUUUACAUCUAGAUGUGUUAAACAACUCCGGACAGAGCACCUUUUGUUUAAAGCCACCCACUUUUCAAGUGAGCAAAAAUGUUUGGAACAUGUGACUGAUGGGUGUUUCUAGUUGCUCAGGUUUUGCCUUUUAGAUUGAUUGCUUAAACUUUGAGAGAAGUUUUGGAACAAAGUUUUAUGGACUGAUGAUACCAAGAUUAACCUCUAUCAAAGUAAUGGAAAGGCCAAAGGAUCUGCUUAUGAUCAAAAACAGACAAGCUCAUCUGUGAAGCAUGGUGGAGGUAAUGUCAUGGCUUGGGCUUGCAUGGCUGCUUCUGGAACGGGCUCUUUAUUGAUGAUGUAACUCAUCAUGGUAGCAGCAGAAUGAAUUCUGAAGUCUACAAAACCAUUUUGUCUGGCAAUUUACCUAAAAAUGCAUCCAAACUUAUCAGGAGAAGCUUCAUCAUGCAUCAAGACAAUGAACCAAAACACACUGCCAACACAACAAAGGACUUUAUCAGGGGGAAAAAAUAGAAGGUCUUAGACUGCCCAAGUCAAUCACCGGACCUUAACCCAAUCAAGCGUGCAUUUUACCUCCUGAAGAGGAGAGUGAAUGGAGAAACCCUCAGAAACAAACAAGAACUGAAAGAGGCUGCAGUGAAGGCCUUGAAAAGCAUUUCAAAUUAAGAAUGCAUCAGUCUGGUGAAGUCAGUAGGUCGCAGGCUUGAUCCAAUUAUUGCAAGUAAGGGUUAUGCCACCAAAUAUUAAAUGUUAUUCACUUUAAGUUAAUGUAACAAUGUCUGUUUCAAUACCUUUGCUCGCUUAAAAAGCAGGUGGGUUCAAACAUAAGGUGCUCUGUCCUGAGUUGUUUAACACAUCUAGAUGUAAAUACUUUAAAAUAAAAGCUGGAAUUAUGAACUUUCAUCUCAUAUUCAUUUUUUGAUCUGAAACCCAAAUGUCUUAAGUAUACAACAAAAACAAAGGAAUUUACCUUGAAGUUCUAAUACCCUUGGAGGGGACUGUUUAACAUACACAUGUAUUCUUAAAAAAUGAUGACCCAACUUCAGCUUUUUCAAUGUGGAAUCUACUGCAUUGUUAUGGAGCUGUCAGUGUGUGAAACCUGUCACUGAGCUUCAAAUCCAAACCUAAAAACAGUAAUUAGUACGUUCUCAUGUACAUGUACAAGAUAACCCAUAUCAUGCCAUGUCAAUGAGUGAAUUUUGUCUGAACUUUUUUUCUUUUUUUUUACGAAAAUUAA
Molecule: messenger RNA, 3518 nt
Organism: Phycodurus eques (leafy seadragon)
Lineage: Eukaryota; Metazoa; Chordata; Actinopteri; Syngnathiformes; Syngnathidae
Gene: xpnpep3
Product: X-prolyl aminopeptidase 3, mitochondrial
Exons: 11
Coding region: 412-1935 (507 amino acids)
Cellular component (GO): mitochondrion
Molecular function (GO): metalloaminopeptidase activity; manganese ion binding
Source: RefSeq, a predicted model, not a curated record